UUGAAAAGAAAUAUUAUUUUAUUUUUAGGGUAAAUAUUUUAUUAUUUAAAUUUAGAGAAUUACUAUUUAUCAAUUCUAAAUUUAGUGAAUAAAUAGGAUAGAUAAUGUAAAUAAUUUUUAAUUAUACUAUUUUAAAUUUAAAAUAAAAUUUUUAAAUAGAGUAGUUGAUGCACAGUAUUUUUUUUAUUAUAAAAAUUAUUAUUUUUUUAUUUGUUUUCGGCUACUUGCAGAGAUGCAGUGCACGUCUCUACUAUUCUACCGUCAAUUUUUUUUAGUCAAUGAUUCGAUUUUUUUAAUUUUCUUUUGGUUUAUAUAACGGUUCGUACAGGAGGCAAGUGCACCCUCAGCUCAUGCUUCUCCGGUUGCAUCAAGAUGUGCAUACGCAGGAUAUAUCGCCAGGCAAUUACUUCAGUACUUAUAACGAAGUUUAUGUUCACCAUCCAAAGCCUUUUCGCCUUUGUUUGUAAUAACUAAUGAAGAAUAAAGAUAGUACUUUUGUGAUCAACAUAGAUGAGGAAUGGAUCAGGAAAUUGGAAAAUAUUGCAAACUAUGAAGCAAAAAGGCAAUUUACGGAUCAAGAUUCAACAAUCUUUAGAGUCUCAGAAAUUUUACGAGCUGCCCAACCCGAGGCAUACGAGCCAAUGCUUGUCUCACUGGGACCUUACCACCAUCAUAAGCCUCACCUUCAAGCUAGAAAUCAGCUCAAGUGGCUUUUGCUCAACAAGUUGUUGGAAAAAAGUCCUAAGAAAGGUCUACGGGACUAUCUCAUACUCAUCAAGGAAAAAGAAAUCCAAGUGCGAAACACUUACUCAGUGCAACCAAUCAACAUGUGCGAAGAAACUUUCAUUGAAAUGAUGUUGCUAGACUGUGUAUUUGUCAUUAUGAUUUUGUGGUUUUGGAAGGAGGACCAAAAUGGAUUGAAAGCAAUAGAAAACCCGGUCUUUAUGAGCGGCCAGCGAUCAUGGAUAGUAGUGGCACGAGACAUGUUGCUUUUGGAGAAUCAAUUGCCCUUCUUUUUGCUCGAGACUUUGUUCGACUCGGCAUUUCCUAAUAAGCAUGGUAGGCUAAAGCAAUGGAUGGUUCAAUUCUUCAGUGGCUUUGUAAAUGAUAAGAUACAAGAAGCACCUAAGGGCACUAACACAAUUCAUCACAUUCUCCAUCUUUUUUAUUUAUGUAUUGUGUCAUUAAACAAAAGUAGCAUCGUUGUUGCUCCUCAAUCGACUGUAUUUGAGCGCCUUCAAAAUGAUGACAAUCAUCAUUGGCUGACACCGAGGCUGGGAUGGAUCCCGAGUGCGACUCGAUUAGCGGAGACCGGCAUAAAGAUGAAGAGGAAGCAAAAGGCAACAUCUUUCUUAGAUAUCACCUUCAAUAAAGGGGUUUUAGAGAUACCUCCGCUUGAGAUUGAUGAUGACACCAACAUCCUCUUUAGGAACCUCAUUGCAUUUGAGCAAUGCCAAAAGGAUGCCAGUGGCAACGGCAACAUUUCAGCCUAUGCCUCAUUCAUGUCUUGCAUCAUUGACACUGCUGCAGAUGUUGAACUGCUCCAGGAGAAAGCCAUCAUCAUCAACGGGUUUGGAAAUAAAAAGAAAGUAGCCAAUCUCUUCAGCAAGCUCUGCAAGGAGGUGGUGAUUGACCACGAAAACUGUUAUAUUUCCGGCAUCUUCAAGGGGGUCAAUGAGCAUAAUAUCCACAAAUGGAACACAUGGUGUGCAGACCUAAAUCCUAAAUACUUUCCUAAUCCUAGCUUAUGUACCUCAUUUAUAGUUAUUUUGCUCUUUAUCAUUGCAAUAAUGCAAUUUGCCUUAUUAUUUUCAUAGUAAACGACAGUAUAUUUGUAAAUAAGAU
This is a messenger RNA of Zingiber officinale, 1845 nucleotides long. Its product is annotated as UPF0481 protein At3g47200-like. The transcript is spliced from 2 exons. NCBI's taxonomy places the organism in Eukaryota, Viridiplantae, Streptophyta, Magnoliopsida, Zingiberales, Zingiberaceae. Bases 474 to 1817 code for a protein of 447 amino acids. The record is from RefSeq and is a predicted model, not a curated record.